Molecule: messenger RNA, 309 nt
Organism: Lactuca saligna
Lineage: Eukaryota; Viridiplantae; Streptophyta; Magnoliopsida; Asterales; Asteraceae
Source: the annotation of a GenBank genome assembly
AUGAUGAUGACGAACAAACUCAAAUUCAAUACAGAUUUGUUUUCAGUAUUGCUCUGUACGGUUUCUUUGGCGGAAGCAAGGCCAAGUGGGAGGGUGCAACUUGCAAAUGAGUCUGCUGAAACAUCAGCAUUCUCCCCAUUGAUUGGAAGAAAAGUGAGAACUAGAUGGCCUGAUGACAACAAUUUUUAUGACUCUGUUAUAACAGAUUACAACCUCAUUGAGGGUCGACAUGCACCAGUUUAUGAUAUUAGGACAGCUAAUGAGACAUGGGAGUGGGUUAAUCUUGUAGAGGUAAGUGUAGGAAGUUAA